Molecule: messenger RNA, 3105 nt
Organism: Triticum dicoccoides
Lineage: Eukaryota; Viridiplantae; Streptophyta; Magnoliopsida; Poales; Poaceae
Product: putative disease resistance protein RGA4
Exons: 1
Coding region: 52-3105 (1017 amino acids)
Molecular function (GO): ADP binding
Source: RefSeq, a predicted model, not a curated record
AAGUCACCGUGGUGUUUCUGGUGGAUCUCCCUUUCUGAGUUUGUCUGAUCCAUGGCAGCCAUACUUGAAUCUUUUCUUGGAUCAUGUGCCAGUAAAUUGCAAAAUAUCAUUACAGAUGAGGCCAUACUAAUCCUUGGGGUGGAAGAAGAGCUCAGACAAGUCCUGCGACGAGUAGAACUGAUACAAUGUUGCAUAUAUGAUGCUGAGAAUAGGAGGACAAAGGAACAAGCAGUAAACAAUUGGCUUGGUCAACUGAGAGAUGUUAUAUAUGAUGUUGAUGAAAUCCUAGAUGUGGCUAGAUGUAAAGGAAACAAGCUACUUCCUGAUGAUCCUUCAUCAUCAAGCAAAUCAGCCGAAUGUAAAGGCUUUUCAGUUUCCUCUUGCUUUUGUAACAUCUGGUCACGCCGUGAUGUUGCUGUUCGGAUUAGAAGCCUCAACAAAAAGAUUGAGAACAUUUCCAAGGACGGGAUAUUCUUAACAUUCAACACUAGUAUACAGCCUACUAGAAAUGGUCCAACAUCCAAACUGAUAAGAAGUUCCAAUCUUGUUGAGCCCAACCUUGUGGGGAAGGAGAUCAUACAUUCUAGCACGAAGUUGGUGGACUUGGUGCUUGUGCACAAGGAAGAUAAGUCUUACAAGCUUGGUAUUGUUGGAAGGGGAGGAAUUGGUAAGACAACACUAGCUCAGAAAAUAUACAAUGACCAAAAAUUAAAAGGAAGCUUCAAGAUGCACGCAUGGAUUUGUGUUUCACGAGACUACAAUGAAGUAACUCUUCUUAAAGAGGUUCUUCGAAAUAUUGGUGUGCAUCAUGAGCAAGGGGAAACCAUAACAGAGCUACAGAGGAAGCUUGCAGAAACAAUUGAAGGGAAGAGUUUCUUUCUGGUUCUAGAUGAUGUGUGGCAUUCCAAUGUAUGGACAGAUUUAUUAAGACCUGCAUUACAUGGAACAACAGUCGGAGUAAUAUUGGUAACCACACGAGAUGAUCAGAUUACAAGGAGAAUAGGUGUACAGCAUACCCAUCGAGUUGAUCUCAUGUCAGUAGAGGUGGGAUGGGAGCAACUUUGGAAGAGCAUGAACAUUGGGGAAGAGAAAGGAGUGCAGAAUUUAAGAAACACGGGGAUUGAGAUUGUUCGUAAAUGCGGUCACCUCCCUCUUGCAAUCAAGGUUACCGCUAGUGCUUUGGCAAGUAGAGAUCUGACAGAGAAUGAAUGGAAAAAUUAUUUGGGCAAAUAUGCUGGUUCCCAAAGCAUGCUCUCUGAUGAAAUAGAAGGAGCUCUGUAUCUAAGCUAUGAUGAGUUGUCGCAUCGUCUGAAACAGUGUUUCCUUUAUUGUGCUUUGUAUGCUGAAGAUUCUACCAUUGAGCGUGAAGAAGUUACCUGGCUAUGGAUUGCUGAAGGCUUCAUCGAGGAGCAGCAAGGCCAAUUACUAGAAGAUAUAGCAGAAGAAUACUACCAUGAGCUAAUCCACCGGAAUCUUCUCCAACCAGAUAUCUCAUAUUUUAACAUGUCUCACUGCAAAAUGCAUGACCUCUUAAGACAACUUGCACUGAACAUAUCAAGAGAAGAAUGUUUUAUUGGAGAUGUUGAAACAUUAAGGGGUGAAAAUAUGUCAAAACUGCGACGUGUUACUGCUAUUACUAAGAAGGAUAUGUUGGUGUUAUCUAGAGUGGAUAAGGUGGAUGUUAAGGUCAGGACUUUCCUAACUGUUAAGGGUCCACGGAGAAUUGAGGAUACAUUGUUCAAAAGAUUUCUGCUUCUUCGUGUUUUGGUACUAAAUUACACACUUGUGCAAAGCAUUCCAGACUACAUAGGGAAAUUGAUACAUCUACGUCUACUUAAUCUGAAUUACACUGGCAUAUCUUAUCUUCCGGAAUCCGUUGGCUCCCUAAAGAACCUUCAAGUACUGAGCUUGAGAUGGUGUGAUGAUCUGCACACUCUUCCUUCGGCAAUGACCCUGUUGAGCAGCUUAAGAUGUCUUGAUUAUUGUGGCACCAAAAUAAAUGAGGUUCCAAAAGGGAUAGGGAAACUAAAGUUCCUCACUUAUGUAGAAGAUUAUCCUAUUGGUGAUGGAAGUGAUGAUACUGUUGUACAAGAUGGAUGGAAGUUGGAAGAGUUGUCUUCUUUGUCGCAGAUGAGGUAUCUUAUUCUUGCUAAACUGGAAAGAGCGGCUCCUUGUAGUACAAAUGAUGUGCUGACAGACAAGGAGCAUUUGAAAAAACUAGUACUAAAGUGGUCCAUUUGUGGAGAGGGGACAUAUUCAGAAGAUGAUGUUGGCAACACUGAGAAGGUCUUUGGGCAGCUAAUACCUCCACACAACCUGGAAGACCUAUCGAUUAUUAGUUUCUUUGGUCAGCGGUAUCCCACCUGGUUUGGUACCACUUGUUUGUCUUCCUUAAUAUACUUGAAACUCAUAGCUGUACGAUCAUGUGUGCAUCUUCCACCGAUCUGGCAGCUACCGAACUUGAAAUAUUUGAAGAUUGAUGGAGCACAUGCAGUUACCAAGGUUGGACCUGAAUUUGUUGGCUGCAAGAAGGGUGAUCCUGUAUGUAAGGAGUUGAUUGCUUUCCCUAAACUUGAACGCCUGAUCUUCAUGGAUAUGCCCAAGUGGGAGGUGUGGUCUUUUUUUGAUAAAGAAGUUGCUGCUGCUGAUGAACUGGGAGAGGAUGGAGCUGCUGAUAUUCGAAAAGAGGAUGCCCCAUCUGCAAGGAUGCGACUGCUGCCUUGUUUGGUGAAAUUGUUCCUCCAUGGCUGCCCGAAGCUGAGGGAUCUCCCGCAACAGCUUGGAAAAGACACCGCCUGUUUGAAGGAGCUCAAUUUAAGAGGACUAAACAACUUGAAGGCCGUGGAGGAUCACCCAGUGCUCUCCGAGGUCCUUAUUAUUGGGGAUUGUGAAGGCCUGGAGAGGAUCUGCAACCUCCCUCAAGUGACAAACCUGCAAGUACGUGGUUGUCUGAACUUAAGCCGUGUAGAGGGGCUGGGCAGCUUGCAACAGCUGUGUCUGGGCGAGGAUAUGCAAGAGGUUUCUUUCCGCUGGGUGCCUGGGCUUCAAGAGCAGCACUGGCAACUUCAUGGCGAAGACCUGGAUAUCUACACAUGGACCCGUUAG